GAAAUCAGUGCGCAGCUCUGCGCCUCUGCAUUUUCAGGGAGGCGCGCAUCUUGUUUGGCUCAUUCGAGCCCGGGCUCUUCUCCGUGCGUAAUGCGGCACCGGACACGAGAGAGGCACCCGAGAACCUUCGCAGUGGCGAACUGCUAACCAACAGCUCAGUUCAUGAAUUGCUGCCAGUUGCGGGAAUUCGAUAAGGAAACAGUUUCUUAUUGUCGAUGACUGAUUUAACUUUUGUGCGUACUUUCCAAAGUGAAAAGAUGUUACUACUCAAUAGGAUCACCUCUGGAUGCUCCUGGCUGACACGGAUGGCCACUUUACUCCACCUGGUUCCGUUCCUUCAGCUGGCGGGGUGGGACACGACCGAGGCCAUCCACCCAGACUGUGCCCUGGUGGUUCAGCUUAUAAAAGCCCAGGAGGAAUGCAACCAGAUCCUCAAACAGGAGAAGGCCAACCAAUCCACCUGGCCAGGUUGUCCAACGCUGUGGGAUAAUUUCCACUGCUGGUACCGCGCUGAGGUGGGAGAGGUGAUCAGCAUCUCGUGUGGCAACAUCUCCCAGCUGUUUGCUAACAACCAAGCCUACAUCUAUAGGAACUGCACUGAGAAUGGAUGGGCCGAGCUCAACCUGACCUACAGGGAGGCCUGUGAGUUCUCUGACAUCGAGGUGACAGAACCAGAGACAGCAUACUUCUCCAACUUCAAACAAGUGUACACGGCCGGCUACGCUACCUCCCUCAUCUCUCUUAUAUCUGCCAUUUUUGUCUUCACUGUCUACAGAAAGUUUCACUGCACCAGGAACUACAUCCACAUCAACCUGUUCAUCUCCUUCAUCCUGAGAGCGAGUGCUGUCUUCAUUAAAGAUGGCAUCCUCUUCUUUGAUGAAAACUUGGACCACUGCUUCAUGUCUACAGCAGCCUGUAAAUCAGCCGUGGCCUUCUUCCAGUUCAGCAUCCUGGCCAACUACUUCUGGCUGCUGGUGGAGGGCAUGUACUUGCAGACGUUGCUUGCACUCACCUUUGUCUUUCAGAGGAAAUACUUCUGGUGGUACAUACUCAUUGGAUGGGGUCUCCCAACAACAAUCAUCACGGCGUGGAUCCUCACCCGAAACUUCUACGAUAACAGGGGGUGCUGGGAUGACACGGACGUGGCCUUCAUCUGGUGGAUCAUUAAAGCUCCAAUAACCGCAUCACUACUGGUGAACUUCAUCAUCUUCAUCAAUGUGAUCCGUAUUCUGGUCCAGAAGCUGAGGUCUCCAGGUGUCGGAGGCAACGACACCAGUCACUUCAAGAGGCUGGCCAAGUCCACGCUGCUCCUCAUCCCCCUGUUCGGGAUGCACUACAUGGUGUUUGCUUUCCUGCCAGAAAACACAGGCACAGAUGCCCGAAUCAUCAUAGAGCUCGGCCUGGGCUCCUUCCAGGGAUUUGUGGUGGCUCUGCUCUACUGCUUCUUGAACGGUGAGGUUCAGGCUGAGCUGAAGAAGAGGUUCUGGAAAUGGCAGACUCAGAGCUACCUGAGCUACAGUAAACGACGGCGCACACUGUUCACUGAGAGCAGCACCAUCACUCAGAUCUCUGUUCUGGACAAAUCCAGCCCCAAAGAUCAGCCGGGCUCACAGACACGUGCCCUCACGGCCAGCGACGUCUCCGCUGUGUGACGGACACUCGACGAAUACCUGAGCCUGAGACUGAACCACACAACCUGAUUAUUGAAUGUUAAAGAACCUCUUAACUGUGUAGAAUCCUCGGUGGCCCACCUAAUUUAGGUAUCAACAUGAGACUAACCAAUUCACUACACCAUACACAAGUUUCACAAAAAAUUUGCCUAAAGCUUUGGUACUAGUAGAAACAAAGGGCAUCUUACUCAAAAUUCCAACAUCUAGUAGAUAUUUUCGUCUUUGUCAGUGCAUAUACACACACUGCAAAACAUGCCCCUCAAGUAAUGGCAAUUAGUAUGAAAUUUUAUUAACUGUGACAAGAAUGUCUAUUUUAUGAUUUUGUUUUGGGAGGCCUCGGUCACAUUUUACAGGCAACUAAUAAGCAAAUUCUCUUUUACAACAGCACUGAUAUCACCAGUGUACAGCUUCACAACAUUAACAGUCAAAACCGUUUUACUAAAAGGAGGAAAUAAUUCAUUCCUCAUGUAGCCCACAACCUUUCUGACUCAGUCUUUCCCUUGUGAUAAAAAGUCAUGUUUGUUGUUUUUACUGAGGGGAAUUAAUGCUUGGAAACGGGCAACGACAAAGAACAACGUAGGAGAUAAUGGUGGUUGAUUUGUUGUAGGCCUGAGGUCACAUCACUGCAGCACAGUGUUUCAGCUGUGCCUUCUUUGGUGUGUAACAGUCUGUGUCCCUUUAACAUUUUCCCAACAACGAGUGUCAAUCAACUUAUCACCAAGAGGUGCACCCAGUGGUUAACCGGAGUCAGAGGCACCUCUGCAAAUGCCACAAAAUUAAAUCCCAUAUUCACCAAAAACAAAACCAGGACUAUAUACAGCAUCUAUAAACAAACAUAAUUGUUUACAUGUAUAAUUUGGAUCAAAUCUACAAAAAACAAACUGACUAAACUACAAUGAAAACCUCAGGUUGUAGUGUCAUAGAUCAAGCUCAUCUUCCACAUUAUUUUCAUCAUCCAGAGGGUUCCAGAGUCUUUUUACAUAAACACCCCUGCAUCGUGGUUUCUAAGCCAUCACACUAAAGCUUUGAAACACAGGGGUGGCAAAUUGUGGGUUAUUUAUGUUACUGAUAAUGAACUGAUACCAGUUGUGGUCAAAACACUGCUUAUUUAAAUGAUGGAGGCUUAGUGUGUGAUCAUCGUUACAGUAAAACGAACUGUGUUGAAGCACAGUUUGAACAUUUUUCACUAUGAUUUGAUUAUCUGCAUUAGGAACAACCCCUCCUCCUCCUUUGUCUGCUCUAUAGGUUGUGAUAGUAAAGUAAUUCCCUGGUUCCAUUAAUACCUUUUUGUUUUUACAUUGUUGUUUUGCUUCUUAGAUUAAUGCUCCUUUUUUCAGUUCUGCAUUUGUAUCAUUUCAACCAGGCUGCACAAAGUGUUGACUGAGGCAGUGUUGAACAAGCUACAAAGGUAUUUUUGGUAUAAAUUUGUAUAUAUCUUAGCAGAUUUGAUCCUUUUUACCUGACAGAAACAGCCCACACAGAUAGGCAGCAGUGCAUGGUAGGUUCACUCUCUGCCCUACAGUUUCAUCCCUCAGUGGCUUCCAACCCACAAAUUUAAAACAACCAAUAAAGUUUGUUGGAACACAUGACCAGUCUGAAGUUACUGCUGACAGGGAGAAAAGGGUAGAGAGGAACUACCGCAACACCACAUCUCCAAGAAUUUAUUGCUGUCUCUGAGCAGUGAAGCUUGGGACAGUGGCUGCCCUGGUGUUUAUCGGACGAGGGGAACCUGUCAAGCAUCUGCCAAACCAACCAACUAAGUCUCAUCCUUGAAAGCUUAUUGUGUGUAAAACCAAGUGCUCCAGCCUCAGGUGGCAGUAACAAGCCCAUUAUUUGCUGACACAAGCUGCGUAAAGACAAGGUUUAUGUUUUUACAAAAGUAUAUUUGGGUUUUAAAAGAGGUGAGACUUCAAGGAUCAGGACUUCCUGGAAGGUUUGGAAACUUCUCCCACAUCAGCAGAUAGAGCUUUCUAAUGGAGGCAUGCAGGAAUGAACGACACACUCCCAAAUGGGGCAUGGAAAUCAAAUGUGUUCCUGCUGUUUCACAAGUCUUAAAGUGUUUUAUCAAUACAUAUGCACUUGCUGGUUGCUAAUUUUGCAGCUCUGUAUUUAGUUCUUAACACUUUUACCUGAGGAAUUGGUGCCAUCCAUUUAGGUUUGGACUCUGCUCACUGUGACGUUCUCAUUGUUCUGCCAGUUACUGAUUCAGUGCCACUUGGGUUUUUGAAUGGCGGUCACUGAGAAUUCCAUGAUCAUGUUUCAGAGCAAUUUCUUCUAAAAUUAGACUUUUAAACUCUCUUAUUUAAUAGAACAUGCCCAUGUUACCAUCAGUGGCUCUGCAUGCAACAUGUUGCACAGUGCACUAGCGCACAUCUGGAGCACUAGACUGUAAAAGCUACUGUUUUUAUGUGUUUUUGUGAAUGUAAAUGACCUGAAGUAGAGUUUACAUGUAUUUUAUGACUUUGUCCAUCAGAUUUCUAUAAUUACUAUAUAAUUACUAUAUUAAACUACCUUGUUGCUAUAAAAUGAAAGUCAUAUAUAUAUAGUAACUAAAAUGAGAUUAAACAAGAAAUAAGUUGUAUUUAUACUUAAGAUGUUUUCUAUCUCACAUGGAGAUUAGUUUUAUUCUUAUAUAGUGUAAUAUUUCAAAAAGUGGUGACCAUCAUGUGGUAUGUGUCCUGAUUUGUUAUCAUAGGUUUAGCAGUGCUGUGCUGUUUUCUCUGAGGAGUCACUCUGGGAGAGUAGAUGAGUCGUGGGUAUUCUCAGUGUCUGUGUAUCGACUGUACAUGUUUCUCUGUGUUUGGACGUUAUUUAACUGUACAUUUCUACAGGAUUCUUCAUGGAAGGAAAUAAUGUUUCUCAGCUACUAGUGCCUUCACUGAUUUCAUGCAGUUUAAGUGGACUGAACCUGCAGCUGAAUGGCAUUAAAGAUCAUAUAAUUAAGAUCGUGAUAUUAUACCGUGUACUUGGGUCUUUCAUGUUCUGCAGAGACAAAGAGAACGGUGACAUCAGCUAAGCAUGUUGUGAAAAACUGCUUUUCAUGUUGUGUCUGAACGUUUUAGAUUAGAACACUCUACAGUUUUGGUGUGGACAGUGAACAUGUUCCUAUUUUCUGACCUUAAAAUAUAAUAUGGAUGUUUCUUUCACAGGUUCCAUUUUGCAACACGAGUGGAAGUUUCUGGUUCAGUGUUUUGUUAUUUUGGCUUGGGGUGAACAUUAAAGAUAAGGCUGGUGAGUGUCUAUAUUUUUCUCAUUGUCAACAUCCUAUGAAAAGCAAAACAAAACAAAACCAAUGUAUUAAUAUGUCUUUCAGUACUUUGUGUUUCUGGCCUGUGGGACUCAGCUACUGCAAAUGUAAAUCUUUGAAAAUGACUCACAAACUUACAGUUUCAUUUGUAAAAUAGGCUCAGUCAUUUCCUACAGCAGCUGGGAUCUGCAGUUUAUAGCCAACGUUGCUUAAACAGGAGAAAACAUUGCAUUUCUUCUG
Molecule: messenger RNA, 5157 nt
Organism: Monopterus albus (swamp eel)
Lineage: Eukaryota; Metazoa; Chordata; Actinopteri; Synbranchiformes; Synbranchidae
Gene: ghrhrb
Product: growth hormone releasing hormone receptor b
Exons: 13
Coding region: 216-1652 (478 amino acids)
Biological process (GO): adenylate cyclase-modulating G protein-coupled receptor signaling pathway; cell surface receptor signaling pathway
Cellular component (GO): plasma membrane
Molecular function (GO): vasoactive intestinal polypeptide receptor activity; peptide hormone binding; G protein-coupled peptide receptor activity
Source: RefSeq, a predicted model, not a curated record